GGAAAACAGGAGGGUUAAAAAGGGGUAACUGCGUGGCUGCGCGCGUGGGUGCGCACGUGGGUACCCGGAGGUCUCGCGGACGCGCGAGCGUGGAAUGUUCGCGUCCGGACCGUGUGGAGUACCCGCGCUGAGCUGAAGGGCUGGGAGAGAGGAGCGCGCGAGCGAGCGAGCGUCGACAUUUGGGGAGUGCAACGUCGUCAAUGGGAGGAGGAGGACUGAUCUGGAAUCGAUAUCGAUCAUUAUGUGGAUAAAACGGUGUAUAGCGCGCAGUUCCAUGGCUGCUCUGAAGCCCUCAGGUCUGCUGGGAUGCAGAAUGUGGAUCCUCUUCGCCCUAAUCCACCUGACUCUGGACCUGUCGCUGUGUGCUCCGGCGGGUCAAGGCCUGCCACUCAAACUGCUGCCUCGGUCGGCGCCUCGGCUCAGGCCCCGCCCCCUACCCACCAGGGACGCACCUAGCACCCAGCCCUGGAGGACUGUGGGCACCUGGCAGCGGGGCGUCCCGCCGCCUCCCGUCCCGUCGCCCGGGUACCGGGCCGGAGCAGGAUUAGGGGGGUUGGGGUCCAAACCGCGGGCGCAGAGGCGCAGGCGUCACCUGUGCAAGAGGUGCGGUUCGAAGCCCCGCCCCUCGGAGGGGGAGGAGUCUCUGGAGUUCCUGGAGGGGAGUAAAUCCAACAUCCUGCGGUACUUGUUGCGUUCACGGCGGCAGCUGGAAUGGGACAGCUACGAUCAGGAGGGGAGGACCACCACGGUGGCGGGAUAUAUCGAGUGGGGUCCGACGGGGACGGACGAGGGUCUGGAGGACGACGUUAAAGCGGUUCCCAACACCAUCACCACCACGAAAGCCUCCACCACCACCACCACAACCACUACUAUCUCCACCACCACACGCAGCCCCCAAAGGACUUACGCCGUGGUCACGACUCCACAUCCCCGGAGACUGAGCACCACGCAGCCUACCGUUAACCUCGGGGUCACUGCCAAGCCACAAAAGCCAUUCGGGGACACGCCAGGUCUGGCAGUGCAUCAGAUCAUCACUAUCACUGUUUCCCUCAUCAUGGUCAUCGCAGCCUUGAUAACAACACUAGUCCUUAAAAACUGCUGUGCACAGUCGGGGAAUGGCCGCCACACUAGCCACCAGAGGAAGAUCAACCAGCAGGAGGAGAGCUGCCAGAACCUGACCGAUUUCACGCCGGCACGAGUGCCCAGCAAGGUGGACAUCUUCACUGCCUACAACGACAGUUUACAGUGCUCGCACGAGUGUGUGCGCACCGCCGUGCCCGUCUACACCGACGAGAUGAUCCAGCACACGCCCAUUUACAAGACCACGUACAACGGGAACAGACCGUCGCCGACUGAAAGGCAGCUAAUCCCCGUGGCCUUUGUGUCUGAGAAAUGGUUCGAGAUCUCCUGCUGAGGGCCUUUUACUACCUGCGGGUCGCUGCAACUUCCUCAAUUUGGACCCCGGAACCCUUAUUGGAAAGUCUCAACAAGGACCCAUAAUACAAUACGAACAAAAACCUGAAAAAACCCGAACAAGUGAAGCGAAAUGAGGACCCAGGAGUGGAAUUGAACCGAGGCUUUUUUUUGUAAAUGCGGAGGAGGAGGAGGAGGUGGAGGAGGAGGACGGGUGAAGAUGUUUAUUUUUCUAAGCUGAUGGCAGGAGGGAGCAGUGCUACGGUCGCCAGUUCAGAUUAUUUUCCAUAUAGACUUCUUCUUCUGGUCAUUUAGAGAUGAUACGUAUACUUAGAGUUAAUAUAUUAUAUACAUAUAUUACCGUACGUGUGGACGUGUGCUGGGAGGACCGCCGCUGCAGACUACGGGAUUACUGGAGGAUUUAUUAUUAUUAUUAUUGUUAUUAUUAUUAUUAUUAUUAUUGUUAUUAUGGGCUCGCGGUUUACGGGCUGCUUUUCGGUGACGGGGGGGGUGAACAGAACUUCUAAGAACUAUGUGCCAAUAACGCCAAUAUGUGCCACUUUAUGUACAGACGGAUCGCGUGUCUGGGAGUGGAUGGGGGAACUUCCACAGACAUCACCAGAAGAGUCAUUUCUGUGACGGUACUCUAUAUCCACCCAUCCCUUUUUUUGUAUAGAAACGUACAAAUAUGUAUUUGAAAUAUGUUUUGAAAUAGUUCAACAACGAUGUGUUGCAGACGUCCAAAAAUAUUUAUAAGGAGCACUAUUUGAUUAGAAAAAAAUAUAUAAAAAUGAAGGACUGAAUAAAACCUCCUCGCCCAGCGUCUCAGAUCUACAGUAUAUCACAGUGUUAUAUUGAUAUUUAGGCCCAGUUUUAAACUGAAUAGUCUUAAACUCUAUUUUUCUACAAAGAGAAAAAUCACUCUCAGCUCUCACUCUACACCGCACCCAAACUUUCGGGACUGUUAACCCCCAUCUGAGAUUCUCACCUUCAGCCAGGAGACGCAUUCUCAAUAUAUAUAUAUAUAUAUAUAUAUACUGAAUUUUAUUCCUUUUUUUGUUAUUUUGUUUUGUUAUUUUUUUUAAGACCACCAGGGAAUUCAUUACUUUUAAAAAUUCCAAAAAAAAAAAAGUAAUUCCAAUGAAUUUUUAGAUCCUAAACCAUGCCACAUCCAGCUUAUUUUUGUUUUUUUUAAUUAAUGUAUUUAACAUUUUUUAUUUUUUAUUUUUUUCUGUUGGAUAUCUAAACUCAUCCGGAUCAAUGAUGUGGAUGAAGAUGAGGAGUUGAUUCAACGAUUCAGUGAGAAGGAUGUAUUUUGUUCUGUUUUGAAGACCACAGUCGCAUUAAAUCGCUUUUAUAUUAUUAUUUUUUUCCUGCUCAGUCGCAAAUUAAAAAGUUAUUUAUUCGCUGGGUGAGAAUUGACAUCUGUUGGAUUACUGCACUCAUCUGAAUCAAUGAUGUGGAUGAAGAUGAGGAGUUGAUUCAAUGAUUCAGUGUUUUAAUGAUUAAGUGAUUCAAUCAGGAGGAAACAUUUUCUUUUGUUUAUUUUUUUCUGUUUUAAAGACCACAAUCACGUUGAUUUAAAAAUGUAUAUUUAUUAUAUUAUUAUUUUAUUUUAUUUUUCUGCUCAGUCGCAAAUUCAGAAGUUGUCCCAAUGAAUGUUUAGAUCCUAAGCCAUGCCACAUCUAGCUUAUUUUUGAUAAUUUAAAAUGAAUUAAUUUAUUUAUUUUUGUUUUAUUUUAUGUGUCACUGGGUGACAAUUGACACCUGUUGGAUAUCUACGCUCAUCUGGAUCAAUGAUGUGGAUGAAGAGUCGAUUCAACAAUUCAUUGAUUCAGUGAUUCAGUCAGAAGGAAACACAUUUUUGUUCACAUUGAUUUAGAAAUAUAUAUUGGUAAUACUGUUAUUUUAUUAUAUUAUACUCUUUUCUGCUCUGUUGCGAAUUCAGAAGUCGUCCCAAUCAAUUUUUUAGAAUUAAUUUAUUUUCUUUUAUUUCAAUUUAUGACACCUGUUGGAUAUCUACACUCAUCUGGAUCAAUGAUGUGGCUGAGGAUUCGAUUCAGUGAUUCAGUGAUUCAGUGAUUCAAUGAUUCAGCCAGGAGGAAACACAUGUUUUUUUCUGUUAUAAAGACCACCAUCGUUGGACUGCCACACUCGAGCCGAUUCAGUGAUUCAGUUGUUUGUUUUGUUUAAGUUCACUAUUGCACUAUUGAUUCAUAAAAUCAAUUACAAUAACUACCAUUUUUUAACAGUUAAUUUUUUGUACUUAUUAUUAUUAUUAUUAUUAUUAUUAUUAUUUCCCGAAGCCAUGUCUCAUUUUAUCCUUCAUUAAUUUCAUCAAAUUAUAAAAUUUAAUUUCAUGAAAUUUUGUACUGAUUGAUCACAAUUCAGCCAGGAGGCAAAAUACUUUUAAAUGUUGAGAUUUUUUUUUGUUUGUUUGUUUUUUUAUUUAUAUAUUUUAUUUUAUUUUGGAUUUUGCUCAACUUUCCUUCAUUCUUUAAAAUGUAAAGAAGAUUCGCUGGUUAGGUUGAGUUGCAUUCAGUUAAAAGUCUUUAUUUAUGUUUAAUUUAAUAUUGAAUUUAUAUAUCUACAGUAUUUAUAUACAUUUAAUUAUUUUUUAUUCA
Molecule: messenger RNA, 4037 nt
Organism: Astyanax mexicanus (Mexican tetra)
Lineage: Eukaryota; Metazoa; Chordata; Actinopteri; Characiformes; Acestrorhamphidae
Gene: ajap1
Product: adherens junctions associated protein 1
Exons: 6
Coding region: 242-1414 (390 amino acids)
Cellular component (GO): adherens junction; cell-cell contact zone; plasma membrane
Molecular function (GO): beta-catenin binding
Source: RefSeq, a predicted model, not a curated record